Taeniopygia guttata (zebra finch) is the source of this 919-nucleotide messenger RNA. The record is from RefSeq and is a predicted model, not a curated record. Lineage: Eukaryota; Metazoa; Chordata; Aves; Passeriformes; Estrildidae.
CCGAGCCUGCUCUUUUUUCCAUAUUCUUUUCCUGGCUGCAGGGUAUGGCUUUCAAGGAUCCCAGAGGGUCCCCGCAGCAUCCCCCUGCUGUUCCCACCGUCUCAAGGCCCUGACGGCUGCCCUGGCAAUGUCCCUCAUGCUCUGCCGUGAGUUUGCGGGGUGGCAGAGGGCUCCGGGCACCCCUUCCCACCCCACUCCCGAUUUCCCUGACCGGGCUGGGCACCCCCUUCUCGCAGUCUCCUGGUGGGUGGCACAGCAGUGCCAGCUCAAGGGGACCGCAGGUUACGGGAACGCCUCGCUGGGAAUUGCCCAUUCGGACUGGGAUGCCAUCUUCAGGGAGAUGCGGAGGAUCCUGUGCCCACCCCGAGAGAGCGAGGGAUGCCGGCUGUGCGCCGUGGGCUGGGUGCUGAUCGGGGCCAAGUGCUACUGGAUUUCUGAUGGGAUGAACCCCUGGAACAAGAGCCGGGAGGACUGCAGGGACCGGGGCUCUGCGCUGCUGGUGCCCUGGGAUCAGGAUGAGCUGGAAUUCCUGAAUGAAAGCCUGCAGAAACCCACACGGCACUUCUGGAUCGGCCUCUCAGUGCCUGUGGCUGGGAUGGGCUGGACCUGGGAGAACGGCUCCGACCUCGACCAGGACCGGUUCCAACUGGACUUUGGGAAUCACCCUGGAACCUGUGGAACGCUCAAGGGGAAUGCGAUCAGCCCUCAGACCUGCGACACGAGGCUGCAGUGGAUCUGCCACAAAGAAUCUGUCCAGAUCUGAGCCUCCAUUGCACCCCAAAACCAGCGUUAAUGCAGGAAAAAUCCCAAUUCGCAGCUCCGCCGGGGAUGGGCAGAGCCACAGCCCAUGAAAAUCUCCCCGAGAUGGGCAAUGUAGGAGAGAAAUCAACAUAAAAAAACGAAUAAAACCUAAAAAUCA